Molecule: messenger RNA, 1365 nt
Organism: Diplodia corticola
Lineage: Eukaryota; Fungi; Ascomycota; Dothideomycetes; Botryosphaeriales; Botryosphaeriaceae
Product: decaprenyl-diphosphate synthase subunit 1
Exons: 2
Coding region: 1-1365 (454 amino acids)
Biological process (GO): ubiquinone biosynthetic process; isoprenoid biosynthetic process
Cellular component (GO): transferase complex
Molecular function (GO): prenyltransferase activity
Source: RefSeq, a predicted model, not a curated record
AUGGCCGCCCGCGCAGCACGUAGCCCGGCGCUUGCCCAGAGCGUCGUUGCCGCUCAUCGCCCGCGGACAUCGCGUUGCUCCAGAUGCCUACGCUCUCCUCCCGCCAUACAAUCAGCCUCCGCAAUGUCCAUCUUCUACCACCCCUCACGGCGGCGAGAGAGCUCCAGCUGGGCCGCCGCUGCCGUUGCCGCUCAGCAGAUUUUCAAGAACUCAGCUCCGGACCCAUCAGCGCCCAUCUCUGUGGACCCAUUGCGGUCUGUUGCCAAAGAGAUGAAGUUUCUUACCAAGAACAUACGCCAAUUGCUCGGCUCGGGACAUCCUACCCUUGAUACCGUGGCCAAAUACUACACCCAGUCCGAGGGUAAAUACGUUCGGCCCAUGCUCGUGCUGCUCAUGUCGCGCGCAACCGCAUUAAUCCCCAGCAACGACCGCCCCACCGCCCAUAAUGUAGACCGCUCCAUUGCCCCGCCCAACAUCCUCGUCGACGAGAACCCCGCCGCCCCCGAGAACACGCCCAUCACCUCGCAAAACUCCAUCGACAACACAUACCGCCCGGACGACUCGGACAUCCUGCCCUCGCAGCGCCGGUUAGCGGAGAUCACGGAGCUCAUCCACACGGCGUCGCUGCUGCACGACGACGUCAUCGACCACUCGGAGGCGCGGCGGGGCGCGGCGUCGGCCAACGUCGAGUUCGGCAACAAGAUGACGGUGCUGGCGGGCGACUUUUUGCUGGGGCGGGCGUCGGUGGCGCUGGCGCGGCUGCGCGACCCGGAGGUGACGGAGCUGCUGGCCACGGUCAUCGCCAACCUGAUCGAGGGCGAGUUCAUGCAGCUGAAGAACACGGCGCGCGACGAGAAGGACCCCGCCUUCACCGAGGACACGGUCACGUACUACCUGCAGAAGACGUACCUCAAGAGCGCCAGCCUCAUCAGCAAGAGCUGCCGCGCCGCCGCCAUCCUCGGCGGCGGCGCGCCCGACGUCGUCGAGGCCGCGUACCAGUACGGCAAGAACCUCGGCAUGGCGUUCCAGCUCGUCGACGACAUGCUGGAUUACACCAUCUCUGCCGAGGAGUUGGGCAAGCCUGCCGGGGCGGACUUGGAGCUGGGGUUGGCGACCGCGCCGUUGCUUUUCGCGUGGAAGAGCAAUGCGGAGCUGGGUGCUCUGGUGGGCAGGAAGUUUUCGCGGGCUGGAGAUGUCCAGAAGGCGAGAGAACUCGUGGCGCGCAGCAGCGGCCUGGAGCAGACCCGCGCGUUGGCCCAGCAGUACGUUGAUAACGCGAUCCAGGCCAUCAGUGGCUUCCCCGCUAGCGAAGCCAAGGAAGGUCUCGUCGAGAUGUGCACCAAGGUCAUGAAGCGGAGGAAGUAA